Messenger RNA from Podarcis raffonei (Aeolian wall lizard), 5733 nucleotides. Its product is annotated as transcription factor COE1-like. Gene Ontology annotation, biological process: regulation of transcription by RNA polymerase II. The transcript has 18 exons. NCBI's taxonomy places the organism in Eukaryota, Metazoa, Chordata, Lepidosauria, Squamata, Lacertidae. The record is from RefSeq and is a predicted model, not a curated record. Bases 25 to 2145 code for a protein of 706 amino acids. Gene Ontology annotation, molecular function: DNA-binding transcription factor activity, RNA polymerase II-specific; RNA polymerase II cis-regulatory region sequence-specific DNA binding.
CCUGGGGAGGCGGAGGGAGGCGGCAUGGCCCGGCUCGGCCCGGCCGGAGGCGGCGGCGGAGGCAGCCCGGUCGUCCCCCUGCGCCUGGAGUCCCCGUCCGCCGGCCCCGCGCCGCACUGGCUGGCCGUGCUGAUGGUGCUGCUGCCGGACGGCGAGGGCGACGACGAGGGCGACGAGGCGGGAGCCCAGGCCGGUCGGCGCAGGAGGAGGCGCGGGAGGCGCGCCAGAGCAGCCGCCGCCGCUGGGCUGCUCUCCGGGGACCCUCGCCGGAGGCUCCUCCUGCUGCUGCUGCCCGCGAAUGGGGGCUCCGCAGGCGGCGGCGGCGGCGGCGGCCCGCGCUCCCACCCGCCUGCGCCCUCGGAGGGUCUCCCCAGAGGUGGGCUGACCAUGAAGGAAGAGCCUUUGACCGGUGGUGGGCUGUCAGCUGUGAGGUCUUGGAUGCACGGGACUGGCAUUCUGGAUGCCAACACCGCAGCUCAAAGUGGCGUUGGGCUGGCUCGGGCCCAUUUCGAGAAGCAGCCUCCAUCCAACCUCAGGAAAUCAAACUUUUUCCACUUUGUCCUGGCCAUGUACGACCGGCAUGGGCAGCCUGUGGAGAUCGAGAGGACGUCUUUCAUCGACUUCGUGGAGAAGGACAGGGAGCAGACAGGAGAGAAAACCAACAAUGGCAUCCACUACCGGUUACAGCUUUUGUACAGUAACGGACUUCGGACGGAGCAGGACCUCUAUGUGCGGCUGAUUGACUCCAUGUCCAAGCAGGCAAUCAUCUACGAAGGGCAAGACAAGAAUCCAGAGAUGUGCCGUGUGCUGCUGACGCAUGAAAUCAUGUGCAGCCGCUGCUGCGAUAAGAAAAGCUGUGGGAACCGCAACGAGACCCCGUCUGACCCCGUCAUCAUCGACAGAUUUUUCCUCAAGUUCUUCCUCAAAUGCAACCAGAACUGCCUGAAGAAUGCAGGGAACCCCCGGGACAUGCGCCGCUUUCAGGUUGUGGUGUCGACGACAGUCAAUGUGGACGGCCAUGUCCUGGCGGUGUCUGAUAACAUGUUUGUGCACAACAACUCCAAGCAUGGGAGGCGAGCAAGAAGGCUGGACCCCUCUGAAGCUGCCACCCCCUGCAUCAAAGCCAUCAGCCCCAGCGAAGGCUGGACGACGGGCGGCGCCACCGUCAUCGUCAUCGGGGACAACUUCUUUGACGGGCUGCAGGUGGUCUUUGGCACCAUGUUGGUGUGGAGCGAGCUCAUCACGCCCCAUGCAAUCCGUGUGCAGACUCCGCCAAGACACAUUCCCGGAGUGGUGGAAGUGACCCUCUCCUACAAAUCGAAGCAGUUCUGCAAAGGAGCGCCAGGACGCUUCGUUUACACUGCCUUGAAUGAGCCAACCAUCGACUAUGGCUUCCUGCGCUUGCAGAAGGUGAUCCCGCGACACCCCGGAGACCCUGAACGUUUGCCCAAGGAAGUGCUACUCAAGAGAGCGGCUGACCUGGUGGAAGCGUUAUAUGGGAUGCCGCACAACAACCAGGACAUAAUUCUGAAGCGAGCAGCGGACAUCGCCGAGGCUUUGUACAGCGUCCCGCGCAACCCCAACCAGUUGACCUCGCUGACCGGGAACCAUUCCCACUCGGGCAUGAUGAAUGUCAACUCCUUUGGGAGCCAGCUGGCCGUCAACAUCAGCGAAUCCACCCAGGGCUCAGAGCAAGGGUACACACGCAACACGAGCAGUGUCUCGCCGCGAGGCUAUGUCCCCAGCUCCACCCCGCAGCAGAGCAACUACAACACCAUCACGUCCAGCAUGAACGGCUAUGCAGGGACUGCCAUGACCAGCCUGGGGGUCCCGGGGUCCCCCAGCUUCCUCAACGGCUCCACGGCCAACUCCCCCUACGCCAUCAUGCCCUCCAGCCCACCUCUGGGGGCCUCGUCCAUCGCCAGCUCCUCGACCCCGGGAGGCGUCUUCUCCUUCUCUCCCGUCAACAUGAUCUCCGCCGUCAAGCAGAAAAGCGCCUUUGCCCCCGUGGUGCGGCCGCAAGCCUCUCCGCCCCCUACCUGCACCAGUGCCAAUGGGAACACUCUGCAGGACCAAACCUUUGAGGAUUCGGCAGACAAGUUCCACACUCCGUCUCGGUCGCUGCAAGGACUGGCUUACUCCUAAUCACACACGUUGUCGGGUCUCAUCGUUCCGCCCAUGUGAUCGGGAAACGGAGGAUGGGCUGGGCUGGAAGGAGGGACCAACAGACUGGCACUGACCCAGACCCUUGGACUUGGAAGGGUGUGGGCCCUUCUCAAUGCAUUCCUGGAGCACACGCCUCCCCACCCCCAGCUCCUUCCAACCCGGCUGCAGGAUUUCAAGAAGGCUCCCCCUUCUGGUGGGAGGCUGCAGUGCAGCGGGGCAAGCACUGGGUAGUGAUGCUCACUCAUCUGCUACCAGGAGAUGCCCAGCCACAAACUGGGGGCGAAGAUACAAUUUUUAGGGAGAGGUGUUUGAGGGGGUUUCAGCACUGCCAUCCUUUCUUUACCCCGCCCUCUUGCACCAUUCCUCACAGCUUUGGUUAAAGAAUCAGAAGCAAAGCCCGCCCGCACCGUCCCCUCACCUGGGUUGCCCUCCCUCAGGUAGAUUUGCUCCCAGCAAAGAGCAGAGUGUUCUCCCGUCUUAGCCGGAGAGGGUCUCCCUUUGGAAGCCGGACCCUGAGCGUCAGCCCUGCGCACCAGGACUCCUGGGUCCUCCUCCUCACUAUUCUUAAAUUGUCACUCCCGUGGCCUUGGGUGUGGACCCCAGGAAAUGAUUUGGCAAGGAGAGGGUGGUCUUCCCUAUGCUUAGGGAGGUUUCCAUCUCUGCUCCAAAGCAAGCUGGUUCACGUUACGCCCCUGGCCAAACUGGAGAUUGCUUUCUGGCGAGGGGGAAGAGUGUUGGCGUUCCAAACAGCGACGCUCCCUUUCCCUUUUCUAAACCCCCACCUUGCAACGUGCAGGCCCUAUCAGUCCUCCAGCACAGAAAAACCUGGGUGCUGAAGGACCUCGAUGUGGGCAAAGCCUUUGGGGCUCACCGCUCCAUCGCAUCGCCCGAAAGGUCCAUCCCUUGUCCACUGCAACUGCUAACCAGCCUCCUCUUAACACGUGUCUUAAUCUGAAGGUUUUGGGGCUAAGCAGCCCCUUCUAACUGGACACGUGUGAAGAACCCUGGCAACUUUCCCCCUUCCGCCCAGAUCUUGGCCAUGUGUUGCUCAUCUUCUUCCCAGGCGUUCCAGAUGUUUAAAUGCCCACCCACGAAUCUCCCAGAGAGAGUUUCUCCUUCGUUCCUUUCCGCCUCACCCCAUCGAGGCAGGAAGGGCCGCCGUCUCCCGAUUCCUGAAACCAGAAAGGGCUUGACAAGCCAAAUCCUUCUAAAUUGAUGUGCUCUUGGGCCGGGUGAAUGGCAGGAGCCUUCGUGGGGACAACUGGCUUCUCUGCCGAAAAGCAGCAAAUGUCCCGUACCGGCCAGCUUUCCGGUGCAGGAGGGUGGGCUCAGAGCUCUAAGGUUUUGCAAGCUCAUUGAUCGGGAGAAUCAUGCGCCAGGACCCCACUCCGGUCCCACCUCCCCUGGGAUCCAGUAGCUGACAGGAAGCUGCCUUGUACCAAGAGAGAGCACAGAUACACCUGGCUCAGGUGGGACCUUCUACAUGCAAGGCAGAUGUCCUGGCCCUGAGCCAAGGCCCAACCAGUGAGCUACAGUAGCUCUGGAGUGGUGCCGCAGUUUGUGGCUUGCGGGAAGCAUUUUUCCACCUGGCAUAAUACUUAAGAGACAGCCCUGUAGGAGCAGAAAGUGAGGAGUAGGGAGUAGGCAGUGUAGACGAUUCUUGGAGGAAGAGCACAGGCGUCGUCUCUCCAAGCCCCGGACUCACAGUUCAUGUGAAUGUCUCCCCAUAGGGGACCCACCCCCAACCCGUCAUAGAAUUGUAGAGUUGGAAGGAACCUGGGGGUCAUCUAGUCCAGCCCCCUGCAAUACCCCAGAAUACCCCUCCCCUGGUAACCCAGAGCCUGCUUUCUUCCCCCAGGAGCAGAGAAGGUGUUAGGAUAGCCCUGGUGCCCACAGAAAGUGAUCCUCAGCUGUGGUCACAUCAACACUCGUAUCUCACUUUAAGAGUCAUGGUAUCCCCCAAAAAAUAUUCCUGGGAACUGUAGUUUUGUUAUGGGGAUGUAGGGUGGUAAGGAAACCCUGGAGAAACUACAGUUCACGGGAUUUUUGAGGCGGAAAGCCAUGAUUCUCUAAAGUGGUAUAAGAGGGCUUUAAAUUCAUGGUGUGGCCGCAACCAAAAUCUACGGUAUAAACUUCUGCCUGGUUGUCUUAUCUGUGUUCCCCUAUAAGGAACCACGGGAAUUUUAGAUUGUUGAGGGGAAAACAUAGUAGAUACUCUGUUUUGAGAUUCCCCAGCCUCUCCUCAGAGAACUGCCGGUUCCUGGGGAGAGGGAAUGGCUAUUAAACCGGUUUAAAGAGUAAACUAGACGCCAAGCCUUUUGAAGGAAUGUGCUCCUGUGCGUGAAACUUGCCUGUGGACAGCACAGAAAUUGAGAAUUUGGCGUUGCCUCAGCAAACACUCCCCUGAUCCCAGAUUUGCUAAAAUGGCGGGGGAUUUGGGGGUGCUUGAGGGUGUGGAAACUCCUUUGCCGAACCCCCACAAACGCUUCCCCCCUGAUGGGCUGGUUUUCAGCUUCAGACCUGGACGGAAAGGAACGAGAUAUCAGGGAUUGCGCCCAACGUUAGCAGGGAGCCUUUUUUCCUGGGGGAGACUCAUCAAGCGUGGGACGAAGAGCUAAGCACCUUCUCAUCCUAUGAAAUGAUUCUUCCCGCCCCGGUGCACUGGCAUUGCAAGGCAAACACGGGUGCCCACCCAACUUGGUUUGGCACCCAAAGCCGCUCCCCUGGAAAACUGGGCGCCCACCAUGUUGUUUCCACGCUAAGGCCCCUGGAAAACUCACACUGGCAUUAGUUGUCAGUCCCUUUCCCCCUCGGCAGCCACAACAAUUUCAGGACGUGCCUUUCCAUGUUCGGAAAAUGGCCUUCAGGAGAGCUUCGUUCCUAUUUCCCAUUUCACCUUUUCCUCCUUCGUUUUCUUUUCAACCACCCGAGCAAUCUCAAGCCCAUACGAAAUGCCGGUACACUGUUUUUUGCAUAUCUUUUUUUUAUAUCUAUAUAAAAAAACCCUCUCCCUUUCUUUUUUUAAAGCAACAGAAAUACAGUCCUGUGUUGUUGUUUUUACACACACUUCUUUCCUUUUUUGUAAAAAGAGAAUUAGAGUUUUAAAAAACUGGGGCUCGUUCCAACAGAGCGUUCUCCGGCCGAGCCCCGCUAAAAAUGAGGCGCUGUGUGUGUUUCAACGGAGCUGUGGUCGGGGAGCUUCCUGCUGCCUCACGCCCCUGGCUUUUCAGGCGAAUCUUCUCUCGGCCUCCCGCAGUUAUUUUUCUAGCAUUAUUUCCAAGUGGGAAGGAGGGGAUCAAACUUUUGUAAAUAAAGAUUAUGGGGAAAGAAGAGUCCCGGAUGCUGGGCUUGCAAACCACCCCCUCGCCGGGGGGCUUGUUCUCUCUCUGUGUAUUUAUCUUUGUCGUACGGAGAAUCCUUCUCCUGUUUCAUGUUUCCUUUGUAUUUUUUUUAUUAUUGUUUUUAAUUUUUAAUUUUAUUUUCUACAUUGUCCGUUGUGUGUCCUGUGACGGCUGUUGUACAAUAGCAAUGUUGAUAAAUGCCCGGCUGCACUGUUUUUCAAUGUAA